Amphimedon queenslandica is the source of this 511-nucleotide messenger RNA. Its product is annotated as DENN domain-containing protein 3-like. Bases 103 to 468 code for a protein of 121 amino acids. Gene Ontology annotation, biological process: regulation of Rab protein signal transduction. The transcript has 3 exons. Lineage: Eukaryota; Metazoa; Porifera; Demospongiae; Haplosclerida; Niphatidae. Gene Ontology annotation, cellular component: cytoplasmic vesicle. The record is from RefSeq and is a predicted model, not a curated record.
AUAAAGAAGGAAUGAGGGAGGAAAAGUGAAAUAGAAGAAGUUAUGUAUUCAUUGUUCUACUAGGAAGUAACUCUACCUGGUUUUUCAUCACCAACAAUCAUUAUGCCACCCAGAGGAGAUCUUCAUCUUGAUGUCAGAUUAAACUAUCCAUUGUUAUGUCUCUCAAUUGAUAAUAUUCUCAAGGUCAUUGCUGCUUUAUUAAGUGAACAGACCAUUGUGUUCACUUCCUCCAAUUACUCAAUGCCAGCAUUAGCUAUACAAUGUUUGUUGAGUUACAUAUCUCCCUUUGAGUGGCAUCACAGUAUAGUACCGACAGUUCCUGAUAACUUCAUUGAUAUACUCGGAGCUCUUAGCAUUAACAUACUGGGCUGCCACUCCAACUGGCACGAGUCACCUGAGUUCACUAAUGUAAGGAGUAGUGGAUCUUUAUCACUUGAAAUAGCUAAUUUUGGAAAUUUAAGCAUGUAGACUAUAGUCCAUGUUUUUUUUCAAAAAUGACUACAAAAUCACU